AGGCGACGGGACAGGACGGGACAGAGCGGUGCUGUGAGGAGCCCCCGCACAGCGCACUCGUUCGUGUCCGACCCGGAGCUUUUUCCAGACGCUGUUCCUGCAGCUGGCCUUGCGGCCAGACUGUGGCAUUUGGUGACUCGGAUCUUUUCCAAGACAUCUAUCCCUGUGGCCUGUGCACUCCAGGCCAGACCGCGGGAUUUGGUGACCUGAAUCGUUGUUGAGGAGUCUCCUGUGAUUUUGGCAGGAGUCCUCAAGACCAAAGUGCAGGUCUUGCUGCUUGCUGUCCUGCUGCCUUCCUGAGGCUUCUCUCUUGCUGGUGCUUUCAGCAACUGCAAGACUUGUUGACUUGGCAAUAUCCUGAGGAACCUCUAUUUAAGGUGCCCUCUAGGCCAGACUCUGACAUGGCAGGCAGAUUCCUUGGCUUGUUCAAAGUGCUCAGGGGGAAAAAAAACAAAGGCCCUGGAGCUGCCCCAGCAGAACAGCCUGAAGAGCCGGAGCAGAUCCAGACACUGCAGGAUGAUGCAGCCGUGGAGCGCACACAAGAGCAGCAAUCCAGCCGUGGCCGCUUCCACAGAACCCUGAAGAUGUUCCGGAAGUUUCUGCGAGUUCAGCGCAGAGAGACCGGGACCAGUGCAGCUGAGGGCCCAGCUGAGCCUGACUCGGGGCUGACCGAGCUCCAGGCAGAGCCUGAUUUCAGCCUGGAUUCAGCUGAGCACUUUCAAGACUCUGACACCAUAAUGAAUGAGGACACAGCAAACGGAGACAAGGCAGUGACUGAGGACGUGGCCAUGACAAAUGCCAACACUGGAGAGACUGAAGCCACAGCAAAUCCUGACACCACGCCCACUCCAACUCUGAUCGAGGAAUUAAUACCAGAGUAUUUCAGGGACCCUUGUUUUUCGUCUCAGGAGCAGCUAAGCAGGCUGGGAUCAGGCCUAGAGGUCUCCCAGGACUUUGUGCCCCCUCAAGCCGUGAUCACUGGGGCCCCUCAGCCUUUGAGGCCAGCACAGUGUGGCGGGAAGGGAAGCUGGGGAAGUUGCUCCCUUGAAGAGCGCUCCAAGUUUCCCCCAGGUGUCCUCCAGGUGCCAGCCAUUGUAAGGAACAUCCACCAGAGGCUGGUGUCCCAUGACACUGUGGAUGCCAGGCUGAAAAUUGACAUUGUGAGGCUGGCUGAAGAACAUCCUGUUGAUGUGGUGCUGACCCUCCUGCGCUGUGCCCCAACGUGUGACAGAGCUGCUGCAAUGAUGUGGAGAGCCAUUGCUUCGUCAAGACUAACAAUGGAGAAAGUGCUGCCAACACUGGUCCGUGUAAUGGAGGAUUGGCCUCUGAGCAAAAUGUGCACCUCCGAUGGGGACAAUCAGGAUGUUUUUGCCCUGGCUGCAACUCUGGUGAUCUGGGUGAUUGUCCAGGUGCCUCUGUACCAUGAGACAAGGAUUCAUUCUUUCUACCCUCUGUUUACGGCUCUGCUCUUCCACGUUGUCAUCACCACACAGCAGAUGCCACCAGAGGAAGUUGAAAACUUCUGGAGAGCAUGCCAGGAGGAAAAUCGCCUUCCCUGCAGGCCCAACAGGUUUGCAGUGCAGGCCAUGAAGGCUCUGCUCUACCGACUGCAGUGUGACCAGGAGGUGAUGGAUAUGGAGCGUAAGUGUGGCUGGGACACGCUGCUGACUGCUCACACCCAGCACUAUGCCGUGGGUCUGCUGGCCAGGGAGAUGCGCCAUGUCUUGACCUCCAUGUGUUCCCAUGUCGCAUACCGCCUUCUCCUCGUGCUCAGCUGUGAAAAGCCAAGGUGGGAUCUGCCCUUCCUGGCAUUCCUUGUGGAGGUCCUCCAGUGCCUGGACUUGAGUAAAUGUGCUCACACUGUCCUGAAGAUCAUGUCAAGUUGCCUGCACAGCAAGUGCAGGGAGAGGCGUCGCCUGGCACUCAGAGGCCUCGUGGUGCUCAGCAAGGAUCCCUCAACGGCCAGACCUAUACGCAGCGUGUCUCGAAGACUUCUGGAGCUGCUGGGUGAUGCAGAUGGACAGGUGGUCAGCAUGUCCCUCUCUCUGUUGAAGAAGAUGCUCCAGAAAAAACAUCUCAUGAUAUCCAGCACUUCUGCCCCAAAGCUAGCUGAGGCACUCCUGCCACUCUUUGACCGUGACAACAGCCAUCUGCAGCUGCUCUCCAUUUCCCUCUUCUGCAAGGUGAUGGAAUUGGUAGUGGAAGAGGGUAAAAAGCCCCUGAAGAGAAUUGUGAGCCAGAGCCUGCUCCCACUCUUCUUGCACUGCCAUGAGGAGAACCAGCAUGUGGCAGAGGCCUCUAUGAAAACGCUGUAUUGUGCGGCUGGCUUCUUGGAGAAGACGGAUCUCCAGAGGGUUCUGAAGACAGAGCAGCCAUUGAAAAUUGAUGAGUGCCUGCUGCUAGAGGACAGGAGACAAGCGAGCGAGCGCAUGCAAUGGGCCCUGCGGUUCCUGGAUAGCCCACAGGAGUCCCCGCGAGAGACGGCCUUCAGGAUCAUCGGGAUGCCGCGCGCUACCUGUCGAGGAAGAGGGAAGAGCUCCAGUUCCACAGUCAGGGACAGCCGUGUCCCGCCCGCAGGGAAGGCACAGGAGGCCCUGCAGGAGCGCUACCGCCUGGGUUCCCUGCUGGGGCGCGGAGGAUUUGGCAGCGUCUGGUCAGCGACGCGGCUCUUGGACGGUGCCCCGGUGGCCAUCAAACGCGUGCCGCGGGAUCGCAUCAGGCACUGGAGCGAGCUGCCCGACGGCACCAGCGCGCCCCUGGAGAUCGUGCUGCUGGCCAAGGUGUCCUGUGGCUGUGCUGGUGUCAUUCAGCUCCUGGAGUGGCUUGAGCUCCCCGACAGCUUCUUGAUGGUGCUGGAGCGUCCAGAACGGUGCCAGGAGCUGUCGGAUUUCCUGGCGGAGCGGAGGUUCCUGCCGGAGGAGGAGGCGCGGGGGCUGUUCCGUCAGGUGCUGGAGGCCGUGCGGCACUGCACCAGCUGCGGGGUCCUGCACAGGGACAUCAAGCCCGAGAACAUCGUGCUUGACCUGGCCAGCGGGCAGCUGAAACUGAUCGACUUUGGCUGUGGCGCUUUCCUCCAAGACACAGCCUACACCCAGUUUGCAGGAACCCUGGCCUACAGCCCUCCAGAGUGGACCCAGCACCAAAGCUACCAUGGCGAGGCAGCGACGAUCUGGUCCCUGGGCCUCCUGCUGUAUCAGCUGGUCGUGGGGAAGCACCCGUUCAGGAGGGGCCAGGAGAUCAUCUGGGGGCGCAUCUUGUUCCCACCACGGCUCUCUCAAGAAUGCCAAGAUGUCAUUAAGAGGUGUUUGUCCAUGCAACCCUCGGACAGGCCAUCAUUAGAAGAGCUUUUCUGCCAUCCUUGGGUGCAGGGCGCUCCUCGGCCCUAGAAGAUGGGAGAGAUCCAUGUGCACAGUUGGAUCCAGGGGCCUGGCAGGUAGGAGCUCCACACAUUUCUUGGCACUCAGUGGCAAAGCAAACCAGACUGGUUUUGUCCUGCCUGUAGCUCUGAGCAGGGGUCAGCAGAAGGGAACAUGCAGCUCUUGGGCUGGAGCUGAGCUGGAGAUCUGGUGUGGCAAGCACUGGUGGCCACCAUCCCCCCUGGUUUUGCUUGUCUGGUUCAUGGAUGGCUGGGGCCCUGGGCAGAGCCCUGACAGCCUGGUCUGGUCCCAGGGAAGGAGAAGGAGCUCCUGGAGAAGCUGUACCAGGUGGGGCUGCUGCUGGAGACAGCAAGGACAACCUCAAGGACGACAAUCUCUUCCUUGGCCUGGCCAGCUGAAGAUGAUGGACUUGGAUUCUGGCAGCUUCUCUAAAGACACACUCCACACCCAAUUUGCAGGUGAGUUCCACAGCCAGGGGGAUGCUCCCAGAUCUGGGCAUGGCAUGGCCUGGCUGGGCACCAAAGGUUUCCCCCUUUGCUGGGAGGGAUGCAACAAAU
Messenger RNA from Passer domesticus (house sparrow), 3934 nucleotides. RefSeq lists its product as uncharacterized. The transcript is spliced from 18 exons. The record is from RefSeq and is a predicted model, not a curated record. Gene Ontology annotation, biological process: protein autophosphorylation. Gene Ontology annotation, cellular component: cytoplasm. Gene Ontology annotation, molecular function: protein serine/threonine kinase activity; ATP binding. Lineage: Eukaryota; Metazoa; Chordata; Aves; Passeriformes; Passeridae. The coding region runs from base 402 to 3386 and encodes 994 amino acids.